AUGGUGUCCCUAAGACCGACGCCAUCGCUCUCCCACCAGUCCUCUCAUACGAAACGCAGUUCAACCGGCCACCACACGCUCCUUCCUGCCUCUUCGGAACGAACUUGGCACCUGUACACCGACGUCUAUGAGGUGCCUCUCGGGCAACCAAAGACCUUCCUCCACUGGACCUUCGGAAGAGACACCGUGAUAUGGAGAAUAUGGCCCGCGGUCACGUUACACACGCUUUUCGCAGCUGGUGUGGUCACGCUGUCCAUGAAGACCCAGAUCAGGCUCGACAUUCCUCCCGUCCUCCUCACUGUGCUCGGUGUUGUCAUCGGCUUCGUUAUAUCCUACCGCGCCAUGUCUGGCUAUGACCGCUAUUGGACAGGCCGCAGCUCGUGGUCAGACGUCAUCCGCAACCUACGUACCCUUUCGCGUCUCAUAUGGGUGCAUGUCCCGCUUCGACUUGCGCCCAAGUCCGACCGCGAGGUGCCGCCAGAAGAGAUAAAGACUUGUAUGGAGGAGAAACGCGUGGCGCUAGACCUGGUGCUCGGCUUCGCGGUUGCUGUCAAGCAUCACCUCAGAAGUGAGAUGGGCAUCUACUACGAGGACCUCUACGACCUAGUCAAACCCCUUCACAAUCAUCCACAUCACCGUCGCCACCAUCCUCGCGACGAACUACAACAUUCUAAUGGGGUGUCGCAAACUCUCGCCUCUCCUGAGCAGGUCACGCCCACCGCAGGAGCUGCAGGAGCAAGUUCGGACCCGGUGAUACCACCUAUCAACGCAUACGGAACAUUCGCAUCGCAGCACUUACUCUCACACCACGCUUCUUCCUCCAGCUUUUCCAGCGUAGCGUCGGGUGAUGAUCCGCACGAGCAUCACCCAUUGCUCCCUGGACGAGCGCGGCGUACCAACUCGGGCGUGUUCGGGGCCGUCUCCAGCGACCUCAUCCCUUUUGGAGAGGAGGCUGGCGCCUUGCUGAAUGCAUUUGGUAGAGCCUUGGCAUGGCCAUUCGUGAGCUUGGGGCGACGAAGAUUCCAACAGGACGAGGAGAACCAGAUCGGAAUCACCGUCGCGGAAGACACAGACGCCGGGGAGGCAUCUGAUCAAGGAGUCACAGAGGCAUUCGACGAGAGCGCGCCGACCGGUGGGGUGCAGCGCAAAUUUGCCAAAGAACCUCGCGUCGCGAUCACCGUGUCUGAACGGGGUGCCGUGAACCUCCAAACUAACGACGCCUCGCGCAUGACGCACGUGAAGCACAGACCGCGCGUCGCAGGUGGCGGUCAGAGCUUGCCCCUGGAGAUCCUAUAUGCCCUUUCGACGUGGAUGUCCGUGCUUGAAGAGCGCGAGAGCGUACCGGGAUCCAGUCUCGGAGGCAUGAUCGGCGCGCUGGCGGGAUUGGAGGACGCUCUAGGCUCCUUGGAACGCAUCCUGACAACGCCAUUGCCGUUCGUCUAUGCCGUACACAUCCGGCAUACGGUGUGGGUGUACCUAUUCUUUCUGCCCUUCCAGCUCCUCGGCCAGUUCGAGUGGUACACCAUACCGGGCGUCUGUAUCGCCGCGUUCAUCUACCUAGGCUUCCUCGCCGCCGGAGAGGAAAUCGAGCAGCCGUUUGGCUACGAUGAGAACGAUCUCGAUUUGGACAUGCUCUGCAACGAGAUCGUGCGUGCGGACGUCGAACGUCUAAGGCGAACGCCGAAUCGGAACGUGUUCCUGGGCGGUCAUCAACGCCGGGCAGAUGCUACUGGUGACAAAGGGAAGGAGUCGAGGGUCGAGGACGUGUUCGACACGAGGUCAACCCGGUCUCUUAUAAGCCGCACGGCUGUCCACAAUCUUGCGUCCAGACUGCGCUCCUCCACCGUGACGCGUCGUAAUCGUGCUUCCAACCAUUCCUGUCAUUCUCUACCCAUGCCGUACGAACACCCGUUCAAGAAGGAAUCUGCAGACGUGAUCCUCCGUUCGUCAGACGAGGAUGACUUCAGAGUGCACAAACUGAUCCUCUCCGAGGCCUCCUCUGUAUUCGAGGCAUUGAAGAGCUUGCAAGAGACCAUUGUGCUCCUCGAGGCUAUGAAGAAGUACGAGAUGGACGACGUCGCCAGAGAUGUGCGUAGAGCUCUCCUGGACGACAGGUUCAGCGAGACGGCCGAGGACGCAUUCGCCGUGUACAGCGCUGUAUGGCGUUUGGGUUUCGAGGACGACCUAGCCAACAGCGCAAGGGCGACAUUCCGUUUCAAACUUCCUUCGUUCGAGUCGCCGGUGGUUCAAUCUAUCCCGCCCGCUGCAAUCUUCGCGUUGAUGGAGUUCCGCGGCCGUUGCGUGGGGGCCGCUAUGCAGUUUUUGUUCUAUACAAACGAUUGGCAACAUUUCCAAGUCGAACGCUGGGAGGGCACCGAGCACUCGGAUUGGAGGAUGCACGAGAUGAGUUUGCCUCCAUUCUGCGUGAACGACCAUGCGGGCAAGCCCUUCAAACUAGUGUCUACCUUCGCAAGCAAGUCUAUGGGGAUGGCAAUGACGACGAUGAAGACCAUCGUGGCAGAAGUGCUGGACAACCUAUGCAAAGAUCUCGAUGAAAAGCUCACCGAGGUACCUUUCGACGCAUCCGAGCCUGAAUAUGACAACCUUUGGGACCCCGAGUCGAACAUGCUAUAUCGACGAUAUACAUAG
Messenger RNA from Fomitopsis serialis, 2649 nucleotides. RefSeq names its product Bestrophin, RFP-TM, chloride channel-domain-containing protein. NCBI's taxonomy places the organism in Eukaryota, Fungi, Basidiomycota, Agaricomycetes, Polyporales, Fomitopsidaceae. Bases 1 to 2649 code for a protein of 882 amino acids. The record is from RefSeq and is a predicted model, not a curated record. The transcript has 7 exons. Gene Ontology annotation, molecular function: chloride channel activity; protein binding.